AUGACUGAGUUAGACAAAAUUGCUCCAACUGCAGCCAUAAAGCUGCUAACAAACGCCGAAUGCCAACAAAUUAUUGAGAAAGCCCGCGCAACGGACUCCAAGUUGCAGCUAGAAGACUUUCUACUGACGCCAGCCAAGAAUGCUAGUGGUUAUCUUGGCGAAUACUAUCAUCUGCUCGUGCAGUACAGCGUCGCUGAGCCGGAUGAAAACAAAAAUCUGACUGUUGGGCGCGAAAUGUGCGAACUGCAUGCUUUCGUCAAACGUGUGCCACAGGCCAGCGCAGAGCCAGAGAAGGAGGCAAUAUUCAGAAAGGAGGCGGCAUUGUAUACAACACUCUUGCAGCAGUUAAGGAAAUACUCCACUGUUGCUUGGUCGCCCCGCUGCUACUAUGCACGCGACGAUCUCAUUGUUCUGGAAGACUUGGAAAAAUUGGGUUAUGCCUUGUAUCCCAGCACCGAAGCAUGUCUUCCUAAACACUAUUUGCGUAAGGUGCUACGAACUUUAGCUGCACAGCACGCAUCCAGUUUAGCGCUCGAACAAAUAGAAGGCGUUUGUAUUGGUGACAUCUACCCACAAUUAGACGAAGAGAUCACUGUGUCACAACUUGUGCCGUGGUAUACCACGGGGUUACGUGCCAUUCGCGCUUUGGUUACAUCACAAUUAGAAGCGCAACCUACUUUUGUUCGGGAAACCAUUGAAGCGCGUUUUGUGACUGCCAUUGCAAGCGUGUAUGGCAUGAUCAAUAGCUCUACUAAGUACUGGAAUGUGCUUUGCCAUCGCGACAUUUGGCGCGGUAAUGUCUUCUUUAGCGACAACACUGUGGCCACUUCGAGUGCGAACGAGUACUCGGUAAUGUUCGUGGACUAUCAAACUGCGCGCUACUGUCCGCCUGCUAUCGAUCUGAUAUACAUACUGUUUAUGAACCUAGAUAAGGCUACAAGAAAAGCGGAAGAAAUGGAGUAUUUGCGGUUUUAUUACGAUUAUCUGGAAAGCGAUUGCGUCGCCAAUGGCUUUGAGCAGACUGAUGUGCCGUUCUCUUUUUCCGAUUUAAUGACAUCUUAUUGGGAAUUUCAGUUUUUCGGUUUGCUUUACAGAGCGAUCGCCAGUACAAUUCUGAAUGUUCCACGUGCGAUUGUAACCAAUUUUUACGUUCAUGUGGAACGCACUGAUGCAGUGUUAAAACUGAUGGCAGACUGUCCCGACUUCAGAAAGUAUAUGGCGGAACAGAUUUGUGAUAUAUUGCAGUUUUUGAGCGAAGAAAGCUAUGAUAGAACUAGUCGCUUUUGAUAUAUUAUAAUCUUAUAAUACGAAAUGUUCAGCACAUAGAGGUAUUUGGGUGACUACGAUGCAGAUCAAUAACUGACAAAAUACCGAGUAGGGUAUAUAAAGUUUGCCAAAAUAUUUCUAACACCCAAACAGAAACGGAGAAAACAUGUAUAGUAGAGUGUGUAGAGUGGGGAACUAAGUCGAGUUAGUGUUGUCCAUCUGUCUGUCCGUCUAUAUAAACGCGAACUAGACCCUCAGUUUCUAAGAUAUCGAUCUGAAAUUUGGCAACGUCAUUUUCUUACGAAGAAGCUGCUCAUUUGCCGAAGUCGCCGAUGUCAGACUUGAACGAACUUAAUGAUCAAAAUCUAGAAACAACAAGUUAUCUUCACGAAAUUUGACAUGGAUUAUUGUCCACAGCAACGGUGCAUUCUCAGAAAAAAUUAUUCAAAUCGGACCACCAUAGCAUAUAAAGCGGGUUUCAAUAAAAACGCUACAAAUAAGCCGAUACUGCUGCAAUUUUACAUUCGAUAUUCAUACAAAGUUCAUUAAUCGUCACUGGCUUGUUGGCAUAAAUCAUAGACUUGACGUAACCCCACAGAAAAUAGUCUAACGGCGUCAAAUGGCACGACCAUCCGGCCACUUGACUGCGCUAUUUUGUUAGAUAACACGUUCCCCUAAUUCGGUUUCCAACAAAUCGAUUGUGAUAUUCGCUGUGUGGCUUCGUCUUGUUGGAAUCAUGUAUUUUCCAAGUCCAUCAUCCAAUUCGGACCAAAAAUAUUCGGUUAUCAUUCAUCGGUAGCGAUUCCCACCCACAGUAACGUGUAGGUCUUGAUCAUCACGGAAGAAGUACAAAGAAGAACGAUUUUGUACUGCGCCUGUGGAUUCAAAUUUGUCCACUAGACGGUCUAUUGUUGAUCUGACAGGACGAUUAUGACGACCAUAAA
Molecule: messenger RNA, 2210 nt
Organism: Bactrocera latifrons
Lineage: Eukaryota; Metazoa; Arthropoda; Insecta; Diptera; Tephritidae
Exons: 3
Coding region: 1-1287 (428 amino acids)
Source: RefSeq, a predicted model, not a curated record